AUGGGAAAACUUUCUGUGCGGUGUGAGUUUGUGGAGGGCUCCAGCAACAAAUUCUGGGAGUGUGUCCAAGAUGGAGUUUCUGUCACCUCAAGCCAUGGCAAGAUCGGAGGUGCUCCGACGCAGAUCACAAAGACCUUUCCCAGCGAAGCCAAGGCCAAGAACUUCUUCCACUCGCAACUGGAAUCAAAGCUAAAGAAAGGUUACACUGAAAGUGGCAAGGCCAAGACCAUCGGCAAGGGAUUUGGCAAAGCUCUGCCCAAGGCCGCUAGUAUUAUGAAAGUCGCUAUGAAAGCUGCGGUGAAGAAGACUGCCAUGAAAGCAACCAAGCCUAGUGGAGGUGGAAAGCUCAAAGGAAAGACUUUGUGCUUCACUGGUGCCCUGGCCAUCAAGCGCUCCGUCGCUACCACGCUGGCGAAGAAUCAUGGGGCCAAGGUCACUGGGACUGUUUCGAAAAACACGGAACCUUGGCUACGCAAAAAGACUACCUGA
Molecule: messenger RNA, 489 nt
Organism: Cladocopium goreaui
Lineage: Eukaryota; Dinophyceae; Suessiales; Symbiodiniaceae
Source: the annotation of a GenBank genome assembly